GGGAACUACGAGGAAUGCAUCGGGACCCGGGCGAGGCUCAACGAGACCCUCUACGCGGACGUGGAACGGCUGGACUUCGCGGGAAAGUACUGCGUCGUCACCUUCAUGGCCGUUCCCCCAGAAGGCAAGGAAGUUCGGAGCGACCAAUUGGUGAAUGGCCUGGCAUCACUCGGCAUCUAUGGAGUGCCGUUCCUCGCGGAGGGGAUCUGCCUCCCAUCGUCCUGUUCCGAUGCAGACGUUCAGAAUUCUCUGUCGGCCAACUUCGAAGGAACGAUUCAGGCGGGGAUAGUGGGUUGUCAGGACGAUAGCGUCCCUCCUCUUACCACUUCGGGGAUCAUCCUCGUUGUGGUGCUCUCUCUGUUCGGCGUUUACUUCCUAAUCGGCACGAUCUUGGAUCUUAGGUUUCGGAAUAACAAGAAGAAACCUGAGACAUUCAUGGACAGCCUGCUCGUGGCGGGAUCUUUUUACACCAACGGGGAGAAGCUUCUCUCGACCAAACAAGGCUCUGAUGUCAUCGGCAGCCUUCACGGCAUAAGGUUCGUCACCAUGACGUGGGUCGUCCUGGGGCACACCUACUCCAUAAUGACUGCGGGUGUUCCUAUGAUCAAUCCGAUGGUGCUCGAUGAAAUGACGAAGGUUUUUUUUUUCAACGCUAUACUUAAUGCUACGCCGUCAGUGGACACUUUCUUCUUCAUGAGUGGACUCCUCGUUUCCUAUCUCCUCCUCAAGGAACUUCAAAGGAACAAAGGGAAAUUCAACAUCAUCAAGUUCUAUAUUCAUCGAUACAUCAGGCUCACGCCGAUCUACGCGAUGUUCAUUUGGUUCUCCGUCGAUCUCUUCCCAUACACGUUCUCUGGCCCUUUACAAAAAAUCGUCUCGGACGUCUUGACCGACCCCUGCCGGGACCAAUGGUGGAGGAACCUCCUCUAUAUCAACAACAUGGUCGAGGAGAAGGAAGGCAUGUGCAUGGGACACACGUGGUACAUGGCCAACGACUUCCAGAUGUACCUCGUAUCCCCCUUGAUCAUCCUCCCUCUCUUCUUCUUCCCGGCAGUCGGCAUGGGAUUUGCUGGUCUCCUCCUCGCCGGGUCCAUCACAGUCCCCGCUGUCGUCCUCAUCGCUAACGACAUCGGAGGGACAUCCACUUACCAAGAUAGAAUCAAGUGA
Darwinula stevensoni is the source of this 1167-nucleotide messenger RNA. Lineage: Eukaryota; Metazoa; Arthropoda; Ostracoda; Podocopida; Darwinulidae. The record is from the annotation of a GenBank genome assembly.